AGUAGUAGUAGUAGUAGUAGUAGUAGUAGUAGUAGUAGUAGUAGUAGUAGUAGUAGUAGUAGUAGUAGUAGUAGUAGUAGUAGUAGUAGUAGUAGUAGUAGUAGUAGUAGUAGUAGUAGUAGUAGUAGUAGUAGUAGUAGUAGUAGUAGUAGUAGUAGUAGUAGUAGUAGUAGUAGUAGUAGUAGUAGUAGUAGUAGUAGUAGUAGUAGUAGUAGUAGUAGUAGUAGUAGUAGUAGUAGUAGUAGUAGUAGUAGUAGUAGUAGUAGUAGUAGUAGUAGUAGUAGUAGUAGUAGUAGUAGUAGUAGUAGUAGUAGUAGUAGUAGUAGUAGUAGUAGUAGUAGUAGUAGUAGUAGUAGUAGUAGUAGUAGUAGUAGUAGUAGUAGUAGUAGUAGUAGUAGUAGUAGUAGUAGUAGUAGUAGUAGUAGUAGUAGUAGUAGUAGUAGUAGUAGUAGUAGUAGUAGUAGUAGUAGUAGUAGUAGUAGUAGUAGUAGUAGUAGUAGUAGUAGUAGUAGUAGUAGUAGUAGUAGUAGUAGUAGUAGUAGUAGUAGUAGUAGUAGUAGUAGUAGUAGUAGUAGUAGUAGUAGUAGUAGUAGUAGUAGUAGUAGUAGUAGUAGUAGUAGUAGUAGUAGCAGUAGCAGUAGCAGUAGCAGUAGCAGUAGCAGUAGCAGUAGCAGUAGCAGUAGCAGUAGCAGUAGCAGUAGCAGUAGCAGUAGCAGUAGCAGUAGCAGUAGCAGUAGCAGUAGCAGUAGCAGUAGCAGUAGCAGUAGCAGUAGCAGUAGCAGUAGCAGUAGCAGUAGCAGUAGCAGUAGCAGUAGCAGUAGCAGUAGCAGUAGCAGUAGCAGUAGCAGUAGCAGUAGCAGUAGCAGUAGCAGUAGCAGUAGCAGUAGCAGUAGCAGUAGCAGUAGCAGUAGCAGUAGCAGUAGCAGUAGCAGUAGGAGU
This is a messenger RNA of Sycon ciliatum, 939 nucleotides long. RefSeq lists its product as uncharacterized. The annotation marks the transcript as partial. The transcript has a single exon. NCBI's taxonomy places the organism in Eukaryota, Metazoa, Porifera, Calcarea, Leucosolenida, Sycettidae. The record is from RefSeq and is a predicted model, not a curated record.